This is a messenger RNA of Somion occarium, 1533 nucleotides long. The record is from the annotation of a GenBank genome assembly. Lineage: Eukaryota; Fungi; Basidiomycota; Agaricomycetes; Polyporales; Cerrenaceae.
GCUCUUGAGUCUUGGUUCUACCACCAUAUUGUCCUCUAGCAUCUGGCCAGUGAUUUGAUUUGAUUCUUGUCUUGCACCUUUACUCUUUACAUCAAGUCCAUUACUAUAUGUCUUUCUUCUAAUAGUCGCUCAAUUUCAAGAUGACCGUGAAACUAUUCAACCCGUCUACGAUCCAGCGGCCAAAACUGCUGUUCAAAGCCAUGAGCAAAGCACGCCACGCUAAUACGGAGGUUAUUCGUGCUGCGCUUACAAGCGGAUUUCAAGGUGUUGACAUCUCGUGCUUCAGUUUGUGGGAAAAGCGCGUAGCAGAGAGCAUAAGGAUGCUUGAAAGACGUCAUGGUUAUUCUAAGGGAGAAUUUUAUUUGCAGUCGAAGUUUGUUCCAUCCAUUCAUCAACCUUCUCCAUUUCCCUUCACAUAUGAUCCAAUGGCAAGCAUCGAUGCACAAAUACGGGAUGCAUUUUCGCACACUUUGAAGUUCUUUCGGGUUGACAGCAUCGACUCAUAUCUCCUUUACUUGCCUUUGGAGCGAAAUUCUCGCACCAUAUCCGCGUGGAAGACUCUUGCAGAACUUCAAGAUGAAGGAAAGAUUGGGCGUAUCGGUGUCUGCAUAGAACGUCCUAAAGAGGUGGAUGCCCAAGUCAUUCUUGACAUGCUGGAACAAGAAGGCGGAAGAAAAGCACAAGUCCUCCAGCAUCUAUGGCCGUCUAGCAAGGUAGUCAAAUAUUGUCACGACAACAACAUAUCAUUGCAGCGAUUGCAUGAAAGUCAAUUCAUCAUCGUGCCAGGUCGUCCGGCACAUCAUGCGUUACGAAUACUUGCGAAGCGAAAGGAUUGGACUUUUCUUCAAGCUCGCCUUCUGUUAUCCAUAGCGAAUGGGUCAACGCCCGUCGUAGCCAUGCAAGAAUUAGACCGCAUUAAAGAAGCUGGGCAGGCCAUCAGCAUAAAUCUAGAUGGCGAAGACGAAAAGGAACUAAGACGAAUUAGUACCUUACCUGGAUUGGUUUAGUCACCCAUGGUCUUCUCUCGGACACCACAGAGCGUUGACGAGCCUAUGUGACGCCUGGAGAAUGCCUCAACCAACCUGCUUCGUCCUUGACCUCGUCGACUUCGACUUCCAAAUCUUGGACAGCUGUGACCAAGUCAACAGGACAUACAGACAGCAUGGUUAAGGUGAGCCUUCAGAGGCUGUGGGAAGCCGCAUUCCAUGUCUUGCAAGGCUCAGGGAGUCUCGAAUGUUUUACCAGCGGCGAUCGAGGAGGUCAUUUGCAUACCAGAUGUAGUUCUUCAUGUGGCACAAGUUACUGGAUUGAAUGUAGCCUCAAUGCUCAUGUUGAUCUCAUGAGAUGUUUGAAGAUAUCCUUCAGCUCCUUACAAUGGCUAACGAUAGCAGGUUGUCCCAAGGGAAGGCUCUUCUUUGCUUGAUAGCGUACAGCAACUAGCCCAACAUACAUUGCUCUACAGCAUGACGAUAUGGAAACCUAACGCAUAUCCGUAGAGACUGACUCAGUAGAGAAUAAACUUUACACAACGCU